Tribolium castaneum (red flour beetle) is the source of this 1993-nucleotide messenger RNA. RefSeq lists its product as uncharacterized. The coding region runs from base 212 to 1651 and encodes 479 amino acids. Gene Ontology annotation, molecular function: L-amino acid transmembrane transporter activity. The transcript has 8 exons. The record is from RefSeq and is a predicted model, not a curated record. Gene Ontology annotation, biological process: amino acid transmembrane transport. Lineage: Eukaryota; Metazoa; Arthropoda; Insecta; Coleoptera; Tenebrionidae.
CAUAAUACCAACAGUGCAAAAUUACUUGCAACUUACUGAACUAUAAUUACCAUUAAACGGACUUGACUUAGAUUUUUAUCUAACAUCAAUCCAAUUCUGUCUUACUCAUUGUGUCGACGUGAAAUAAGUUAGUAACUCGCUAUACCUACCAUCAAAUGCGAGGUGAAAAUUGCCAAUUCGAUCAAAUUUUCCAUCACCAACAACCUGAACAAUGAGUGGACACCUUGAUAACCCGGCUUUUAUCAACGACGACGGCAAGAGCAACCACAGCUUUACUCCGGCGCUCAAUUCUACGGAAGACCUGAACCGGAAGAAUGAAAAAAACUACGUCGUUGAGAUGAAGGAUUUGAAGAAAGCUGAGGAAGCCACCGGCGAAUAUGAGCCCUAUUUGCACCGAGACGUCGAACAUCCGACCACAAAUGCCGAAACAUUGCUGCAUCUCCUUAAGGGCAGCUUGGGCACUGGAAUCCUCUCAAUGCCUUUGGCCUUCUUCCAUUCCGGAUACUUAGUAGGGAUCAUUUGCACAAUUCUAAUAGGCGGGAUUUGCACGUACUGCAUACAUUUGAUCAUCCAAGCGGAAUAUGAGCUGUGCAAACGGAAAAAAAUGCCCAGUUUAACGUACCCAGCAACGGCCGAACUGGCCCUGCUUGAAGGCCCAAAAUUCUUCCAAGUUCUAGCUCCCUACUCUGUACAUGUUAUAAAUACGUUCUUACUGAUAUAUCAACUGGGGGCUUGUUGUGUGUACACAGUGUUUAUCGCCGAAAAUGUGAAACAUGUCGCUGAUGAAUAUAUCGAAAAAUUGGACGUGAAAAUCUGGAUGUUGGUCAUCCUCCUACCUCUAAUACUCAUCAAUUACAUCAGAAAUUUGAAAUUUCUGGCCCCCUUUUCCACAGUUGCCAACUUUAUUACCAUUGUUAGUUUUGGAAUUAUUUUGUACUACCUCAUUAAAGCCGACAUGACAUUUGAAGGACGAAACGUUGCAGGAAAAAUUGCCGAUUUUCCCCUUUAUUUUGGAACCGUGCUGUUUGCUCUAGAAGCCAUCGGUGUGAUAAUGCCGCUCGAAAACGAAAUGAAAACUCCCAAAGCUUUCAAAGGCGGCUGUGGAGUCCUAAAUAUUGGCAUGAUUUCCAUUGUGGUUUUAUACGUCGGGAUGGGUUUGCUGGGCUAUAUCGCCUAUGGGUCUGAUGUUGCAGACACCAUCACCAUUAACUUAUCCCCAGAGGAUGUCCUAGCACAGGUGGCUAAAAUAAUGUUAGCCAUAGCUAUCUACAUCACGCAUCCUCUGCAGAUGUACGUGGCUAUUGAUAUUAUAUGGAACGAAUAUUUAGCGUCAAGAUUUGAAAAAAGCCGCUACCAGCUGUUUUUCGAAUAUGCUGUGCGAACUGCUCUAGUCUUAAUUACAUUUGCCUUAGCGGUGGCCAUUCCGAAGUUGGAUCUCUUUAUAUCAUUGUUUGGUGCUUUCUGUCUGUCAGCGUUAGGUUUAGCCUUCCCUGCGAUCAUCCAGACGAGUACUUUUUGGUACUCGCUGACUGGGUUCAGUGGCAAAAUGGUGAUUGCCAAAAACUGUGCACUUGUCCUAUUUGGCAUUAUAGGACUGAUCGUAGGAACGUACACAAGUUUACAAAAAAUUGUCGAGUUUUUCAAUGAAUAAGUUUGCCAUAAUAUGAUUGUGUUUAGCGGAAACUCAUGAUUCUGAAGUACAAGAAAGAAGUAAGAAUUUUGUAAUGUGAUAUAAGUUCAAUGCUCAAUGUCCUAGUACAUUAGGCACAAUGUUAUAUAGUAAAUUAUUAUUUUAUAUUGUGUUAUAUUACGUGUAUAUACAGAUUAAGGCUGUUCGACUUUGUAAAGUGAAUUGAGGGUUCAUUGUAAGGACUCUACCUAUUUUCUUACACGAGUAGUGUAUAUUGUAGCUGCCUCUUUUACUAUUACAACUAUUUUUAUUUUCUCAUUUUGCCAUAAUGAGACAUACAACUAAAUAAAGAUGCUUAAGUAA